This is a messenger RNA of Knipowitschia caucasica, 1053 nucleotides long. The record is from the annotation of a GenBank genome assembly. Lineage: Eukaryota; Metazoa; Chordata; Actinopteri; Gobiiformes; Gobiidae.
AUGCCUCGGAAACUUCCUUCAUACUCAGACAAUUCUGACCCUGCAUUCACCGAGGACGUGGAGGACAUUCUCGCCCGUUUCCAGCAAAAAGACACCGUGAGAUUUGAGGCGUUUUCGUCCAUAUGGAGAGAAAUGUGCUUCUCCGAGGUCUACCACGGGCUGCCCAGUAUGAGUGAGACGAAGAGGUUCUGCAGGCUCACUUUGACCACUGCUGCCAAGUAUUUUCUACCUCCAUACAGUUACCAAAUCCGAGUAGGAGCUUUGUACUUGAUGUAUGGCCUUUAUCACAGCCAGCUCGCCAUCCCACCUGUGAACAUUCGGAUUGCUUUGAAAGAUUGGUGUCAUGUGGAGAAAUUUGUCCAGGACUCUGUGAACUCUGGGCAUUAUGAUGUAGUUUACAUUUAUAAGAAGCUUGUUGCCAAGAAAAGCAUACACUUCACCGCAAUUGACCACUUCCUGUACUACCGCAGACUGAAGUGCCCAACUACUCAAUCUGUUUGUGCAGAUUUCAUUGGCAGAAGCGCUGUUGUCCAGGAUCUCCUCUCGGCUCACAUUUUGGAGGAGAUGAGCAACAUUCAAAACCACUAUGAGAAGAUGAAAGCAGCCAUGCCAGAGGUCCACUCAAAAGCAUCCAUGACCCAUCGAGAUGUGGUCACCAAUCUGAAAGACUGUAUGUCAGAGUUUAUUGCCUGGCAGAACAAAACAUUCUCACAAGGCAAGGGAAAGGAUCAAGUGCAGCAGGAUGUGACUGCAGAGGAAGAAGCAAGCAGCAGGGCCAACCUACUGUCCUCCAUUAAGCAGAAAAGCUUCAUGUUUCAAGGAGAAUCUAAAGCACGAAGGCAUCGGCCAGUAGAGGUGGUCAGUGAAUGCAACUCAGGAGAGGCUGUGCAGACAAGCUCCCGCAAGAAGAAGAGGCCCAUCUCUCUGUUCAGACGCACAACGAACAAAUUUGGUAUGAGUGAAGAGAAGGGGAAACUCAAUAGCUGGCUCCUGACCAUUCCAGAGGGCUUCCCACAGGACCGUGUUCUAGAUCCUAUGCUUCUUGUGCCAUAG